GAUCUCAGGGCUGACGCAAAGGUAAAAUUUAGGGAUUUUUUUGGCCUCAUUUCCUCCUAGUAUUCCUGCCAUCUACGAAGAAGGAAAACCGCGAGAAGCUAACAUCUUCUCACAAGUCUAAGUUCGGAGGUUUUAGCCGAAAAUCUGACGGAAGAUGUUGUCCUGCGACGUCUUUGCAGACGACAGCGGGGUCGAUUCGCCAGGGUCGUCCCUCGGCUCGCCCACCCGCCACAGAAGCGCCAUGAGCCACGACGACUCUCUGCCGAGCUCGCCCGGUUCUCCCGGGUCCUGUGGACCGAGUUCCCCACCAGAUAUGAAGAUCCCUGCUGAACGCCCAGUGAUCUUGAACAGUAGGGGCAAGGCAAGGAACACGGUGAAGAAAAUGAUCGAAAAGGCGAACUACCCAUAUCCAAACGGGAGCCCAAGAAGUUACUCCAGCCAGGGAAGCCCACCAAACCUUUACUACAUUAGAUCUGCAGACGGUCCUGUGGUGCUCAACACCUACAGUUUGGCUGGGGCUGCUGGGCCUCAGAGUCAGAUGCCUCCGAUGAACACCACUACCACCAGUGCUUGGCCCGCGAUAAGUCAGAGCAGCAGUAUGUCGGCAACAUGGCAACAACCGACAACAUCUAACAGGGUGAUGCUCCCUGGAGUCCCAUCUUCCUAUGUGAGCAGUGACUCUGCAGGACUUGUUAUUAACCAAUCCCCACAAGUUGCUGUGGUCACCCCCUCCCGUGCCACUCCCAAUCCCGUGGAGCCUUCUACUUUGAAUGAUGAUGGGGCGGUUGAUGUGAUCUUGGCCAUGUUGCAGGAUCAGAUCAACUCAGCGCCAAACUCUGAUCCAGCCAAACCAGAAGAUGUCAAGCCAGAUAUUAGCCACACUGCCUGGUCGCAGAUGGAAGUCAAGGCUCAAGGGUUUGACAUGGAAACAUGCAACAGUGUAGAUUCAGGCUACACUUCUAUCCCAUUCAACCAGCAGGGAACAACCGCAGCCAAGUGGAGCCCUCCUCAGCCAACAGUGACCCAACCUAGCGGUAUGGUCUCCCCACCAAAGAUGUUCAGCUCCAAGAACGGCAUGUCCAUUGGCACCAUGCAGGAAGUUACAACAGACCAGCAGACCUCGACAACAUCACUCCCUUCAUACACCUGCCCUCCCUUCAUCCCCCAAUCCAUGCCUACCAGCUACAGUGCUCCAAAAGGCCCCCCUAGGUCAACAUACGUUCCACCAGGUAUGGUGCCGCAACGGGCGCUCAUCAGGCCAUCCCAGUUGAGUCUCAGCAGUUUGACAGACCAGAUGCAGCCACCCUGUAACAACUCCUUCCAGAACCAGUCCUUCCCCAGUGUGCAGCCCUACAGUAAUGGUCCUGUCAGCCAGCCACAGCAGAGAAGCCGUCAGUCCCCACAACAGAGCCUGCCAUUGGCCAGGCAGAUCUCUCAAGAAAUCCACAAGGAUGAGCUGUUACACCAGGACGAUGAUGGAGACACGUACCUGACCAUUGUGGUGAUGCAGGGGAACUGUGAUGUAGUCCAGGCUGUGGCAGAGCAGAUGGUCAGCCUUAACCUCAGUCUCGACGUCCCCGAGAAAUCUGGCAAGACUGCCCUGAUGCUUGCUGUGAUGGAGGAAAGGUGGGACAUGGUGUAUCACCUGGUCCGUCUGGGGGCAGAUGUCAACAAACAGGACAAGGAGGGUCGGACUGCCCUCCACUUCAUCGCGGAGAACGGGGCCAUAGAAGUGCUGAACGCUCUCAACUCUGUAGCCAAGGAGCUGCACAAGGACAUCAACAUGGACUGCAAGAACUACCAAGGCCUAACGCCCCUGCAUUGCGCACUUAUGGAGAGCGGUCACUGCCAGGGUCAGUUGAAGCAGCUGCCCAGGGCCCAGUCCAUCACAUGUGUCCCCGGAACCGUUAUGGAGACUCGAGAGAAGCAGGUCCUGAGGGCCAAACAACAGAAACUCCAACAGGUGGUCAAGACCAUGUUGGACAUGGGAGCUUCACCAAGCUGCCAGGAUGGGAAGAGUGGUCGUACGGGGCUGCACCAUGCCGUACAGAGCUGCAGUACUGAGCUGGUGGACCUGCUGCUGGCAGGCUUUCAGGACGCCACCAGGCGCCACAAGUUUGUCAACCAGACGACGUACAGCGGGAACACAGCGCUGCACUCAGCUGUAGGACUACAGGAUGACAACAGGGCUGAUAUUGUGAGGUUACUUGUGAGAUUCGGAGCAGACCAGAGUGUCAGGAACGAUGAGAAUGACAGGGCCAUCGACUUGGUCAAGAAGGAGGAUACAGCAGUCCGUAGCAUUCUUGGAGGCGGUAGAAAGUUCCGCAGCUGAACAACUCACUUGGUCAUCUAGUGGGAUGUCCUAGGCAGCUAGCAGAAAACAUCUUCUGGAUACGUGUGUCCAUCUGGUAUUGUAUGAAUGUUAAGUGUGCGAAGCCAGCACUUUUGAAAGGGAAGUGUACAUGUCGACUUUGCAAGGCAGAAUGCUUUGGCUAAUUGCAUGAAAUAUCUUACAAAUGGCCAAACCAUUCUACCUUGAAAAGUGUUUGAAAUGUUGACAGAUGUUGUGCCUUGGUCAAUAAGUGCAUAUUUGGUGUAAUGUAGACAUUACAACAGAAUGUCACAACAUUAAUUCAAGAAAUGUGCAGAUAUUGUGGGUAAGGAAUAAUCAGUACAUUGAAUCACUCACAAACUUACACAUAUGAUCUGACCCAUUCACAGAGACUGUUAACUUUUAUUUCCUUCUGUCCCAAAACAAAAGAAAUCAAGAACUCAUAAUACUAAAUAUUCUACACACAUACAUGUCUAUCAGCUUUGGUUAAUUUGAACAGUUCUUGCCCUGUAUUGUGUCAAGCAAUCCUUUUUCAUCACUAAGAAUACCUUCACAAGACAUGAAACCUUGUUCCUUGCCUGCAAUGAAGCGAAAUGUUAAAGUUCAUAUUGAACGUUUGUCAUCCAUAUGGAUGGCUGUCCAGGUCUUGGCACUAAUGUUACAGCCACAAUCUUUACAAAUUUCUGUGCUUUCUGUGUAGCUUCUGCUUUUAACUACCUUUCUGAAACAGUAUGGCUGUCUUUUUUCUUUAUUCUGAAUGUUGGAUAUUGUUCAGCACUCACUAUUCUUUUGAUUCGUCAGAAAUUCUAUGAAAACAUCAAUAUUGUCAGAACAUGCCAUACAAGAAAAUCUGUCCUCAAACUUCAUACAUUAUUAAGCUACAUGCACUUCAGUCAACUUGAAGCACUGACAAAUUCCCUGAUCUGUGCAGCUGUAAUGCUUAGACCUGGACGUAUUUGGCCCCUAUGGUGGCCUGUAAUGAUCACUAACUAUGACAAACUAUCUAAGAAAGUAAAUCAUCCCAUUUCUGCCUUUGGAGUUUUGCCCGUUCUAAACUGUAAAGCAGAGCAGUAGCAUCAUUUUGAUGUAUGACAAAAGUGGUUUGACUUUAAAAGUCCCUUCCUAUGGUCUUUGAUAUCAUGGAAUGUACGAACACUUUCCAUAGUGUUGCUACUCUUGCUGUAACAAUGUUGUUAUAGUAUUAUGGGGUGGAUAUGCCAAGAUGCUGAGGUCAUAUCUGUAAAUGUUGGAUAAGAAAGAUGGUGCCUUUGUGAAUGUAUCUGUAUCAGAGCAGGUGUAUACUGUUUGAUAAAAUAAAGACAUCACUUGGUAUUCAGUAUUUUAGAAACGAUAGAGUAUGAGACAAUUUUAAACUUGUAUUUAGACUUUAUUUAGGGGUGGACAUAUUAAGAUACAUUGUGUAGAUGAAAGUUGUGUAAGUUUUGGUCUGUAAGUGUUGGAUAACAAGGUAAUGCAGUGCCUUUGUAAAUUUGCUUAUUUAGAGAUUUGCUCUCCAGGGAAGUAACAAAUUUACAUUUUGCUAUGUAUAAGAGUAUCCUACAGCUACUUAUGCAGAGUAUGAUUGAGUGUAAAAAAUUAUGCAGACUUUAUUGUAUCUGUACCCGUAUAGCCGGUAUAACCGCCCUUCGGCAUAACAUACCAGCAUCUGUUUUCUACAUCAUAGAGGUGAUAUGAUGUAUAAAAAUGUGGUGUUUAUUUUUGUUUUGAUUUGGAAGUGCCUUGUAUAGUGACAUUGAUUGUGAUGUUUCAGAGACUAUGAAGUUAAAGACACUGCGACUUGAAUUAUAGUGUACUUUUUGUGUGAUUUUGCACAAACUUAUGUUGUUGGGAAAACUGAAGGGUUACAUUUUGAAAACUAUAUUGUGGUGCAUAGUUGCAAUGGACAUGAGGCCAGUAUCCUGAAUAAAAAUUCUACAUGCUUAUUCUACAUGACUUACCUUCGGAAAAGCAAAGCAUUGACAGGCUUAGCUUAGCUUAGGCUAAGCACACCUGUUAAUGAGAAUAGGAAAUGCCUUUUACCCUUUGGACAUAUUUUCAUACAUUCUUUGUGCAGCUUUUGAAGACAAACUCUUACCUUUCUUAAGAGUAAGAAAUUUCGUCAGUGGUUAGCUACACUUAUACCUGUUUAUGUCAUUCUGAAAAGCUGUUGGUUGCAAAUAUGUUAGAAUUUGUUUGGAUUUAAUCAGUAUUACAUGUAAGGUGUGCAGCUCAUAUGAGCCCAAUGUAUCAAUCAAGUAUUCACUAAAGAAGUGCAUGUAUCACUUUUUAAGUACAUAUAAAAUUAAUGCUUCCAGCAUAGUGAUCUUGCUUAUGAGCUCUAAUCGGAGGAAUAACAGGUAAUUGUUUUGGUAUAAGGACUAUUUUGCACUGUGCUGUUUUAUCAUUUUAGUACUGUUAACAUGGUUGGUUUUUUGUGUAGUGCUUGAAAUAAAAUUUUCUGUGGGAA
This is a messenger RNA of Branchiostoma belcheri (Belcher's lancelet), 4799 nucleotides long. RefSeq names its product NF-kappa-B inhibitor zeta-like. The record is from RefSeq and is a predicted model, not a curated record. The coding region runs from base 155 to 2332 and encodes 725 amino acids. Gene Ontology annotation, molecular function: protein binding. The transcript is spliced from 8 exons. Lineage: Eukaryota; Metazoa; Chordata; Leptocardii; Amphioxiformes; Branchiostomatidae.